GGAAAGGACAAAGGAGGAGCUUGGAAAACAUGUCAAAACUAUUCUGCUGGGUGAUGAUGGCGAAUUGAAGACGAAGACUACUGCAGCAGCCCAGACUUGAUUUCGGGGAAUUUCAUUUUGCACCAUCCGACGAAAUUUCUACAGAUCAGAAGGUGAUAAUGAAUAAGAAUAUGAAUUGGGUUCAGCGCAAAGUUUACCUCUACAACGUUACGUUCGGACUCUACAUGCUCGACUGGUGGGAGCGUUUUCUCUUCAAUGCUCUGUUGGUUGUAUUGAUGUGGUUUGUUUGUUACAAUGGGGUUCGUUCUGCGUCGGAGUUCUGCACGAGGUUUGUUACAGUGAUCAGUCCCCGUGUGCAGGGACCUCAGAUCAAGAUCCAACAGUAGCCGGAAUACUAUAUUAUGUCUCAGCUUGUUUUAUAUGUAUACUUUUUGCUUAUUUUUAUUUAGCAAUACUUUCUCGUUAAUCGAUAUGUAAGUUCAUAUAGAAAUUGUAUGGCAUUUAAGCAGCAAUUAUUCUUGUGUUAGUGAUAGAUACAUCAUGAAUUUGUCUCUAUUGUUUAAUGGCAGCAAAAUCCCUUGAGAAGCCACCUUGUAUUUUGAUUUUAUUUGUGUUUGGUUGCUUCGAUAGAGACGUGAUAUGUUUCGAAUAAUUAAUCGUGUAGAUGUGACUGAAACGGCACAACACACUUGAAAUUUUGUGUAUAUUUGUAUGUUAGCAUUGUUUUAUUUUGUGGUCGUUAAUUUGUAAAACCCGUAAUGAUUAUGAUCUCGUCGUGUUUUAUUGUC
Molecule: messenger RNA, 788 nt
Organism: Erythranthe guttata (spotted monkey flower)
Lineage: Eukaryota; Viridiplantae; Streptophyta; Magnoliopsida; Lamiales; Phrymaceae
Source: RefSeq, a predicted model, not a curated record